This is a messenger RNA of Alligator mississippiensis (American alligator), 513 nucleotides long. RefSeq names its product RNA polymerase III subunit K (gene POLR3K). Lineage: Eukaryota; Metazoa; Chordata; Crocodylia; Alligatoridae. Gene Ontology annotation, molecular function: DNA-directed RNA polymerase activity; nucleic acid binding; zinc ion binding. The coding region runs from base 58 to 384 and encodes 108 amino acids. The record is from RefSeq and is a predicted model, not a curated record. Gene Ontology annotation, biological process: termination of RNA polymerase III transcription; DNA-templated transcription. The transcript is spliced from 3 exons. Gene Ontology annotation, cellular component: RNA polymerase III complex.
AACCUGAUCCGCCGGAAGUGGCGGGGCGGGGCGGGGUUCUGGCUGCUUGGCGCAGAGAUGCUGCUUUUCUGCCCGGCCUGCGGCAACGUGCUGGUGGCUGAGGAGGGGCCGCGCUGCCACCGAUUCGCUUGCACCACGUGUCCCUAUGUGCGCAACGUUACGCGCAAGGUGACCAGCAGGAAAUACCCGAAGCUAAAGGAGGUGGACGACGUCCUGGGAGGCGCCGCUGCUUGGGAAAACGUGGAUUCCACAGCAGAACCGUGUCCCAAGUGUGAACAUCCACGUGCCUACUUCAUGCAGAUUCAGACCAGAUCAGCUGAUGAGCCUAUGACCACAUUUUAUAAGUGUUGUAAUGCUCAGUGUGGCCACAGGUGGAGGGAUUAACUUUCCUAUCAUAUGUGUUAGUUCUUGUUUGUUCAAAACAAAACAAAAAAUCCAAAAAAGCAUCUCCAUCUGGUUUGUUGAAUGUGAAAUGCUAAUUCUAAUAUAAUAAAGGGCUUUGUCUGUCUGUAA